This is a messenger RNA of Sciurus carolinensis (gray squirrel), 1994 nucleotides long. It is a transcript of the gene Laptm4b, whose product is annotated as lysosomal protein transmembrane 4 beta. Gene Ontology annotation, cellular component: lysosomal membrane. The coding region runs from base 229 to 909 and encodes 226 amino acids. NCBI's taxonomy places the organism in Eukaryota, Metazoa, Chordata, Mammalia, Rodentia, Sciuridae. The transcript is spliced from 7 exons. The record is from RefSeq and is a predicted model, not a curated record.
CCCUCCCUCUUUCCUACGGCCCGCGCCGCCGCCUUAGAGCGCUCGGUCCCGCCGCGGCAGCCUCUCGGAGCUCUCUGGGCAGCUUGGAGCCAGGCGAGUGGGCUAGCUGGCCGGGAGCCUGAGCCGCGGAGGAGUCGGCAGCAGCAGAGCCGAGGGCCGGGAGCAACGCGGCCGACCCUUUCCCAAACUUGGUGGUGCGCUCGCGUCACUGCUCCCGCCGGCCGAGCGAUGAAGAUGGUCGCGCCGUGGACGCGGUUCUACUCCAACAGCUGCUGUCUGUGCUGCCAUGUCCGCACAGGCACCAUCCUUCUCGGCGUCUGGUACCUGAUCAUCAAUGCGGUGGUACUUUUGAUUUUACUGAGUGCCCUGGCUGAUCCAGAUCAGUACCAUUUUUCAAGUUCUGAACUAGGAGGGGACUUUGAGUUCAUGGAUGAUGCCAACAUGUGCAUCGCUAUCGCAGUUUCUCUCCUCAUGAUCCUGAUAUGUGCAAUGGCGACUUACGGAGCAUACAAGCAACAUGCUGCCUGGAUCAUCCCGUUCUUCUGUUACCAGAUCUUUGAUUUUGCCCUGAACACCUUGGUUGCAGUCACUGUGCUUGUUUAUCCAAACUCCAUUCAGGAAUAUAUACGCCAGCUGCCGCCUAAUUUUCCAUACAGAGAUGAUAUCAUGUCGGUGAAUCCUACCUGUUUGGUCCUUAUUAUUCUUCUGUUCAUCAGCAUUAUCUUGACAUUCAAGGGUUACUUGAUUAGCUGUGUUUGGAACUGCUACCGAUACAUCAAUGGCAGGAACUCCUCAGAUGUCCUGGUUUAUGUUACCAGCAAUGACACUACGGUGCUGUUACCCCCGUAUGAUGACGCCAGUGUGAACGGGGCUGCCAAGGAGCCACCGCCACCCUACGUGUCUGCCUGAGUCUGAGAGUGGAUGGAGCUGAGAGCAGCAGCUUGACUGUUGACACCUGAGCAAUAGUUCUGUAAUUUCAAUUCUGAGAUGAGCUCUCUGAAGCUUAUUUGUUGAUGAAAUGCCACAUUUUACAAUUUAGAUGUUAAGUUGAAUCCCUCUGUAGUUUUGAACACAUGCUUUUAGCUAGAGCACUGCGGUAGUAUUGCUGUAGAACUCUUUCAGUGGGGUGAGGGGGGACAUAAACAGAUCCAUAUUAUCUUUCCCCAAAAUACAAAUGGACCCUGAGUCCCCCAAGUCUGGUUUUGUACCUGCUUGACCCUCAACAUGGGCAAUUAGUCACACUUUUUUCUAUUUCUUCUCUCUUGAAAAUAUAAACUCAAAAUUAGAUGACACCUUUCUUAAACCAUUUGGUAUUUAGAAAAAACUUAUGGAAACAGGAAUGUUAAUUGUGUGAUCAUUGUCCUUAUUAGAUAAACAGGAGUCCUCAUGUGUGUGUUAUAAUACUUUCUCUACUGUCCCUUAUGACUUCAGUAACAAUUGGAAUUUGCUGGUCAAAGAUUUCCCCCCUGGCUAAAUGGAGACCAUUAGGCAACACCAGGCAGUAGAUCAGAAACUGCUCCUCUGCAUCUUGGGUCCUGGGUCAUAUGCUGGUGCACCUCCUUUUGGUUAGAGGAGGAACUGAUUGGUUUGGCACCACAGGGGUACCUGGUGCUCCUGGUUUCCAUCCUUCCCAGGACCCCCUUUUACCAUGUGUCCUACCUGGCCUGAUCCAAGGAGGGUGACCAUUUGCUUUAUCAAGUAAAAUUACUGAUAUAUGUUUGCCUAAAAAAUAUGAAGAAAGGUUUUCUUUCCCUGUGAGGCCCAUCCUACUACUGUGAAUUUCUGAGUAUGCCUCGUCAUCCUUUAAAAUGUUAAGCAGUCUUCAUAAAAGUGAGGAGCGUUGUUUCCCUGGUGGAAUGCUCUUAUCUCUACUACCUGAAUAGCAAAGGACUUUUAUAUGUUCAUAUGUUCAAAAAUCAGUGGCUGUCCUGCUUGUUCAUUAUUGGAUGUGCUGUAAAUGAAGGCUUUUGCAAUUAAAGUGAGAUUUGCCCAUA